AUGUGGGCGGAGGGACAGCGCACUGGGUGGGACUUCGAAGGAUUGUACGCUCAGGCCUACAGGCUCUUUGAUGUUAUGAUAUCCACGAAGGAGGUGCUCGAAGAUUGCUUUGGGCACCUCUCGUACAGGAACAAGCAGGACAAUCGCAAUCCACUGCAAAUGUCUGUGGAACGGGUGUUUUUCCACGCAGCCUUGAGUCCCAGAUGGGUCGACAAGGCUUGGCCACGCAUUGGUCUGCAACCUGGUGACCUGCGCAAUCCGGAGUCACUGAACUUUUCCAGGGGGAAAGAUAUGUUUUUGCCAAGCAAGCACAGGAGCUCGGAAACUUACACGGAGUUGAAAGCCAUUGUCGACGCAGGUCGAAAGAAGGCCCCUGCUGGGAUUGGCAAUGCGAGGCUUGAUGCCACCAGGCCUGCUGGCCAUUUGGGCGACUAUCGUGCAGUGGGUGCUUUGUGCAGCCUCAGAUGCUUGGCCGGCCACGAAUUCAAAGACAUUGGCGGCUGCUGGUGCACAGAGUUGUUCCAAGAAGGAUUUCUUUACAGGGACUGUGAGUCUGGGCAUGUGUACCUGUGUCUGGGGUACCACUUUCAGACUGCCUUCCUGUGGAAAACGACCGCGUGCUCACACGACUUCUUUCUGCUCUCGGAGGCGGAACUGGAGCUGAAGGAGUGCAAGGACCGAUUUCGAACGAUGAGUUUGACAGAGGUUUUCAAACCAAGCGGAGAAGAGAACAGUCCGUGGAAAGGUAUGCCUUGCGAGCUCCCUGGAUCGAUGCCACAUGCUCAGAGGGGCAUCUUGUUCAGGAAGACCAGUGAUGAGGAGGGCCUGGUAUCUUUCUGGCUGCAGCAUGGUCGCUUCACCCAGAACAUGACGUUCGCUCGUGAUUUGUGCAUUGCUGUGGGCAUCGCCCCCGAGAAGAAGCCCAAAGGAGGGACAUCCACUGAGUCCUACUUGAUGACCCUGGUCACCACGUACCUUACACACCUCACGGACACGGAAAAGCAGGCUGUUGUGAAACGCCUGCUCUCGGACAAGACUACGAACGCCCAAUCCCCCUUCUCCAAGCUCGGAGAAGAGUCCUCCAAGUGCCUGCCAUCAGUGCUGCAGGUCUUGUCUGCGGAACCAGACUUUGACAAGUUUGCUGCGCUCAAGGUGGCUGUUGACGAUGAGAAACGGGCUGAGUUGGUCUUCAGGACAGAAGGCUGGCGCCGCGACAAAGCUAAUGAGCGGACCCCGGCGCUUAUCAAGAAUCUUCGUCCCCAAGCACCAGGCUGCAUUCUCAAUUGGCAACCGGCCUUGAACCAAUUUGCGGGCUACUUCACAAGGCGAAAGGCGAUGCACUCGACGGCCAGGGUGUACGGAGGAAAGUGGACUCAGACGCAGGCUGCUUUAAUUCGGCUGACUGUGAGCUGCGCAACCAUUGCUAGUCAGUCACAUGCGGCCUCUGUGGCCACUAAGGACGUCACAGCGAAGCCGUCAGCAGCGCAAGUGAAGGAUGCAUUGGACCGGGUUCUUGCAGGGGAGCUUGACCCAGGCGAGCCGGACGCAGAGGCAGCGGGGUUGCCCGAGGUGAUCCCAGAAGAAGACGCCGAGAAACAGGAUGCGGACAGCGACAACAAUCAGGAGUCCUCAGUGAGCAGUGCCAGCAGCAGCAGCAGUGAUUCCAGCAGCUCCAGCCACAAGAAAAAGAAGAAGAAAAGCAAAUCAAGCAAGCAGAAGAAGAUUUCCAAACACAAGAAGCAAGACGGUGCGAAGGCAAGCGCUGCACCUGCCAAAGCCAAGCCAGCCACAGAAGACAAAAAGGCCAAAGCCUUGUCAAAGGCAAGCAGAGCAAAGCCGCCAGCAGUGGAACCCAAAGCCAAGCAACCAACAGCAGGUGCUUUCUUUCUUUUGGCAUGCUUCUUCAAUCGCUAUCAUGUGUAG
Symbiodinium natans is the source of this 1923-nucleotide messenger RNA. The record is from the annotation of a GenBank genome assembly. NCBI's taxonomy places the organism in Eukaryota, Dinophyceae, Suessiales, Symbiodiniaceae.